Fusarium keratoplasticum is the source of this 1416-nucleotide messenger RNA. Its product is annotated as Aa-trans domain-containing protein. Bases 1 to 1416 code for a protein of 471 amino acids. Gene Ontology annotation, biological process: amino acid transmembrane transport. The record is from RefSeq and is a predicted model, not a curated record. Lineage: Eukaryota; Fungi; Ascomycota; Sordariomycetes; Hypocreales; Nectriaceae. Gene Ontology annotation, cellular component: vacuolar membrane. Gene Ontology annotation, molecular function: amino acid transmembrane transporter activity. The transcript has 4 exons.
AUGUUCAAGGAGAAGAAGCCCGCGCAGGACUCUGAGGGCUUUUCUGAUGGGCUCCAGAGUCCUCCUUCCCAAAAUGGCUCUACCUAUGCCUCUUCACACGUCGAAGAUGCUGUCUUCGGAGAAGUCACAGAGGAUGGCCCCAACUACCGCAAUGUUGGGUGGAUUGCAACCAUCGCUCUCAUGACCAAGACUCAGAUCGGCCUGGGUGUCUUGUCAAUUCCUGCCACUUUCGACGCUCUCGGUGUUAUCCCUGGAGUCAUCUGCCUCGUUGUUAUUUCUGCCAUCACUACUUGGUCUGAUUAUAUGAUUGGUAUAUUCAAGAAGAGACACCCUGAAGUUUAUGGACUCGACGAUGCCGGCUUUAUGAUGUUUGGCAAGAUCGGACGGGAGGUCUUUGCUCUAAUCUUUAUGUUCUAUUGGAUAUUCGUAUCGGGCUCUGCCAUGCUGGGUAUUUCAAUCGGUCUCAAUGCCGUCUCUACACAUGCCGCCUGUACUGCCGUAUUUGUCGCCGUCGCUGCUGUCGCCACCUUUGGGUUUGCUAGCAUCCGCACACUUGGCAAGAUUGGUUGGCUCGCCUGGAUUGGACUUGUCUGCAUCAUGACUGCUAUCUUUUCCGUGACUGUUGCCGUCGGUGUACAGGAUCGUCCUGCUGCCGCACCCAAGGGCGGCGUGUGGGUGUCUGAUUACAAGCUCACCAACACGCCGAGCUUCGUCGAUGGCAUCUCUGCUAUCUCGGCCCUCAUCUUUGCCUUUUCAGGAACCCCCGCGUUUUUCACCAUCGCCGCCGAGAUGCGUGAGCCUAAGCACUACACCCGCUCCCUCCUUUGGGCACAGGGAAUUGUGACUGGCACCUACAUCGCCAUCGGAGUUGUUGUCUACUACUACUGUGGCUCCUAUGUCGCCUCACCUGCUCUGGGAUCUGCUGGAUCAACCAUGAAAAAGGUCUGCUACGGCUUCGCCCUUCCUGGACUACUCGUCACAGCCAUGAUCGUGACACAUGUUCCUGCCAAGUACAUAUUUGUGCGAAUCUUGCGUGGCUCUAAGCACCUCAACUCCAACACCCUGGUGCAUUGGGGAACAUGGCUGGGCUGCACUGGCAGCAUCACUAUUAUCGCCUAUAUCAUCGCAAGCGCCAUCCCUGUCUUUGGCGGUCUCGUUUCGCUCAUUGGCGCCCUUCUUGGCACCUUUAUGUGCUUCCAGCCCUAUGGCUGCAUGUGGCUGUACGACAACUGGUACAGGAAGGACCGAGACCUCAGGUGGCACUUGAUGGUCUGCUGGAGCAUCUUUGUUGUGGUCUCUGGAACCUUUUGCAUGGUUGCCGGUACGUACGGGUCAGUCGUGGGCAUCAUGGACUCUUACAAGGUCUCGGGAGGAUCGGCGGCUUGGUCCUGCGCUGACAAUUCCAACUCUACAUGA